UGAAACUCAAAUAGAGGAGCAAAAAUUACCCAUAAUUCUAUUCCAUUAGAGCUUCAAUGCGAAUCUCGUCUUGGAAAUAAAAUUCAAAGCAUCCUUUACAGAAAAAAAAAAAAAAAAAAAAACCCACCAAGAAUGUCAGCCAAUAACCAGACCCUUUUCGUAUCUUUUCUGAUUUUUCUCUGGUAUACAUCCAACAUUGGUGUUCUUCUUCUCAACAAAUACUUACUCUCUAAUUAUGGCUUCAGAUUCCCUAUCUUCCUCACAAUGUGUCAUAUGUCCGCAUGUGCCCUUCUCAGCUAUAUUUCUAUCGGUUUAUUCAAAGUUGUUCCUCUUCAGAGGAUCAAAUCACGGACCCAGUUCUUUAAAAUCACUACUUUGAGCGUCGUCUUUUGUGGGUCUGUUGUUGGUGGCAAUAUCUCGCUCAGGUAUCUUCCUGUCUCUUUUAAUCAGGCGGUUGGUGCUACCACGCCUUUCUUCACUGCUGUGUUUGCGUAUCUGUUGACGUUAAAGAAGGAAGCUUGGGUUACUUAUGCUGCGCUGAUACCAGUCGUUACUGGUGUGAUCAUUGCCAGUGGGGGUGAGCCUAGUUUUCACUUGUUUGGUUUUAUCGUGUGCAUAAGUGCCACUGCUGCAAGGGCUUUCAAGUCUGUGCUUCAGGGUAUCCUACUUUCAUCUGAAGGGGAGAAGUUGAACUCGAUGAAUUUGCUGCUGUAUAUGGCCCCAGUUGCUAUUCUAGUUUUGUUGCCUGCCACCGUUAUCAUGGAGUCCAAUGUGUUCGAUGUCAUUAUUCCACUUGGAAGAAAACAUUGGUCGAUGUGGCUACUUCUUUCGGUGAAUUCUGUGAUGGCCUACUCAGCGAACUUGACUAAUUUCUUGGUGACUAAGUAUACAAGUGCACUGACACUUCAGGUGCUAGGAAAUGCGAAAGGGGCUGUGGCUGUUGUUAUCUCCAUACUCCUGUUUCGAAAUCCUGUUACUGUUGUUGGAAUUGCUGGAUAUUCUUUGACUGUAAUAGGGGUGGUCCUUUAUGGAGAAACAAAGCGGCGGUCUAAAUGAGCAACCAGUCUCAUUCAGAUAUCUUUUAAUUCAAAAUAGGAGAGGUAGUCUAGUAGAUCCUCAAUCAAGAGAAGGAAUUUAGUUCCUUAUCUUUAUUUGAUGUGCUCAUUGAAAGGGCUUAUCCAGUGCACGAGGCUCCCACAGUGGGGAGAGGCAGAUAUGUAUGCAGCCUUACCCCUGUUUCAGUUUUGCAGUGAGGGUAUUUUCUGAUUUGAACCCACAACCAACAGGUUGCAGUGGAGCAACCUUACCAUAGCACCGAGGACAACUUCUUUUAUUUCAUGUACUCAUUGACAUGAAGAUUAUUUUUCCUUUGGCUCCUUUUGUUUCGAGGUAAAUUUUUACAUGGAAAAAUUGUACAUGUAAAUUUUCAAACAUUUUGACAUA
Molecule: messenger RNA, 1443 nt
Organism: Macadamia integrifolia
Lineage: Eukaryota; Viridiplantae; Streptophyta; Magnoliopsida; Proteales; Proteaceae
Product: UDP-URONIC ACID TRANSPORTER 1-like
Exons: 4
Coding region: 133-1056 (307 amino acids)
Cellular component (GO): Golgi apparatus
Molecular function (GO): antiporter activity
Source: RefSeq, a predicted model, not a curated record